AUGUCGCGAUCGCUGGCGCGCCGUAUCUACUCCGACGUCUUCGCCAAAUGGCCUAAGCAGGACCUCCGGCCGGACUACCAGUUCCAGGAUGUGCUGGCCAAGGUUGUCGACGAGCGAUUCAAGACGUACACUCCUUCUACCGAGUCCGAGGAGCUGCUAAAGGCCCGCGCGCUUCAAUUCUUGGUGCAAAAUAAGUUUAGAGAUAGGUACAAGCUCAAGGGUCCAAUGCUGGAGCCCAAGAGCCAGCCGACGUAUUUCGAGGAUCUGGUCAGGGAGAUUGAGGAGGCGCCCAAGAGGACAUGGCUGGAGAGGCUAGGCAAGAGAUUGUCUGGCAUGAUUAGACUGCAAUGA
Molecule: messenger RNA, 351 nt
Organism: Trichoderma gamsii
Lineage: Eukaryota; Fungi; Ascomycota; Sordariomycetes; Hypocreales; Hypocreaceae
Exons: 3
Coding region: 1-351 (116 amino acids)
Biological process (GO): mitochondrial respiratory chain complex III assembly
Cellular component (GO): mitochondrion; Cbp3p-Cbp6 complex
Molecular function (GO): ribosome binding
Source: RefSeq, a predicted model, not a curated record